This is a messenger RNA of Triticum urartu, 1467 nucleotides long. RefSeq lists its product as uncharacterized. The record is from RefSeq and is a predicted model, not a curated record. NCBI's taxonomy places the organism in Eukaryota, Viridiplantae, Streptophyta, Magnoliopsida, Poales, Poaceae.
GCGCCCACCCGCCACCAGUCACCGGCUCAGCUCGUCUGCAUCUCGACACGCUGCGGCACUAAUCGAUUGAACUCACUCAGUUUAUUACUCCCAAGGAGGAGCGUACUGCUACAAAGAAAAUAUUCGCUGAAACCGGAGCUUCCACGAGCUUCUCCAUUUUGUACACGACCCGUACUCGGCUGUGGAGUAAGUACGUACUCCGUUGAUGGGGAAGAAGAGGGCGGUGGCCGCGACGACGAGCACGCCGGUCUUCCCGUUCCCGGCGGCCGCCGGCGAGACGGAGCCGCCGCACCACUUCAGCGACUACGGCUUCGACCCCCAGCUCCUCCGCUUCUCCCAGCUGCCCGACGCGAAGCGUCACCAGCAGCAGCAGCCGCCGCCGCAGCUAGAGCACGCGCGGUUCAAGCUCCAGAAGCCCAUCUCCAAGAAGCACCAGCACGCGCAGCACAAUGGCAAGCAGCGCCGCCGCGGGUGGUGGAGCUCCGCGGCCUCUGCGGCGCUCCUCUUCUUCAAGCGCCCCUCGUCCAAGUCCAGCCCCGCCGCUCGGGCUGCCGGCACAGCCGCGUCGUCCUCCUGCGGUGCUGCUGCUGCGUUCGCCCCCCGGCCACUCUACUUCGCCGAUGACGGAGGCGACGACGACUCCACGGGGUGCACGUGCUGGUCGCCGGCCGUGCGGUCCGGUCACCUGGCCGCCGCCGAGCUAGGCAUUUCCUCGGUCCGAGUUCCGUAUGUUAGUCUCAGGGACGUCAAUCUCCGUGGUGGCGCCGGAGGAACUGGAGGGGCUGCUCCGGCGAUGCCUAUCUACCUCGUGACGUGAAGCUCUCCCGCCUGUCGAUCGACUGCUGGUGACUGCUCCUCUACUCUUGGGCCACGUGACAGCCUUUGAGAGGUGUAUUUCUUGUUCGUUUUUUAGAACUUGGACCACAUGUCAGUCAAAAAUUCCCAGUAAGGCCGUGCUUGGUACUAGGGUUUUUGAGGGGAUUGAUGGGGAUAAUCCUCACAGAGAUUAGGUGAAACUCCAACCUUCACCCAAUCCUUUUAAAUCCUCAUUUAUCAUCAAUCCACUAGGUAGGGGUAGUGUAUUGGAUAUUGAGAAAAAUGCACUAGAGUUUCGGGAUUUGUGAGGAAAUAUGAGGAUGAAGCAUGUCAAAUACAUUAGUACCAAAAAUGAUGUUUUGAGAUAUGUGGGGAUUUGGAAGUUUAACCGGGAUAAUCCCCACCAAUUUCCUAAAAAACACUAGUACCAAAUAAGGCCUAAGGCUUUGUUCGGUUUGAGGUGAAUUUGAAGCGGAUUGACAAGGAUUGAGGUAGAUUAAAUCCCCCACACUCCCUUCCAAUCCCCUUGGAAGGAGGAUUAACCGAACAAGGCCUAAUGUGAAUUGGCGAUGACCGAGAUAAACUAUCAAACUGUCAAAGUACAUGUAACUGUUCGCCUAUCUUCUUUGCAAUGUCAGGUUUUUUCUUAUC